AUGGCGAUGAACUGCAGCGUCUUCGGCCUGAUUGGAACGACAACACGCACCCCUCCGCCGCCGCCGCCGCCGCCCGCACCGACCCCGGAAGAUGGCCUUGCCGCCCAUCCCCAACGAGCUCCUGGUGGAGAUCCUCCUCCGCCUUCCCACCCCAGAGGACCUCAUCCGCACCUCCGCCGCCUCGUCGUCAACCGCGCCUUCCUCCGGCGCUUCCGCAAGCUCCACCCUCCGCCCCUCCUCGGCUUCGUCAACUACAAAGGCUUCCGCCCCGCCUUACCGCCUCACCCCUCCGCGCCGGCGGCCAGCGCCGCCGACUUCGACUUCGCCUUCCUCCCCGCACCUGCCUUCGACUGGUCCGUGCGGGAAGUCUGCGACGGCCGCGUCCUCCUCGACAGACCCAGCCGUCACGCCGGUGAUGGGCUCGGAUCCGUCUUCAAGGAGAUGGUGGCGUGCGACCCCCUGCACCGGCAGUAUCUCCUGCUUCCCCCGCUGCCCGAUGACCUAGCCGCUUCGAUUGUUGUCGCACUCGCGAUUGAAGGGCCGUGCUUCGGCGAAUCAUUCCUCGCCCCUCCGAGAGAUGACGAGGAGGCAGCUGCUAUUACUGAGGAGACGUCAUUCAGAGUGAUCUGGAUGCUGCUGCUCCAAACUAAGCCUAUGGCCGCUGUCUUCUCCUCCGGCACAGGGCAAUGGCAAGCCCUGAGUCGGAGCGAGCCCUUACCAGGCUUUUUGUUAUCGACGUGGAAGUUUUGGUUCGUGUCGCGCCAUUACGCACACGGUUGCUUCUACUGGGUUUCAGGUACCAGUGAAAAAUUGCUCGUGCUUGACAUCCGGAAGAUGGAGUUCUCCAUGGUUGACCACCCACCCUGUGCCAGAUAUUCGGGCGAUGAUGCGGCCAUCGUGGAGGCAGGCCAAGGCAUAACUCUGAUGUUUGUGCCUAAACCGGACACGUCUCGCCUAAUUUAUACCGUUUGGCGAAACAAUGGUGGGAGUUCCACUCAGUGGCAGAUGGAGAAUGAGCCAUUCUCGCUGGAUUCUGGGUCCGUGAUCAAGGGUGCGGUGGGUAGGCACUUGCUCCUAUAUUAUGGUGGAAGCUCGUCAGUUGAGCGAGGUUGUUACACGCGGGACGUCGACACAUUACAGCUUGAGAGGGUGUGUGGUUCAUAUCCCGACCCGUCAGAAGCAUAUUGCAACUUCCCACCAUCGUUAUUAUCGUCGCCGACAGUGUCAAGUGGCACACGCCAUGCUGAUGCCCAGGGAGCGGGGGAUGAUUUGCUGGUGCCUGAACUACGAGAAGCUUACCCUGGAGGCGUGCAAGGACCUGUUGUCGCAGCAGCCGCCCAUGCUCCGAACCUGUUGUUCGUCAUUGAAGGGACACACCAUGCUGACGUCCAGGUAGCAGGGGAGCCUGAAGUACGAGAAGCUAACCCUGGAAGCAUGCAAGGACCCUUUGUUGCAGCGGCCGCCCGAGCUCCGAACCCCUUGUUUGUCAUCGAAGGUACACGCCACGCUGACAUCCAUGGAGUGGGGGAUGAUGUGAUGGUGCCUGAGCUACGAGAAGCUGACCCUGGAAGCGUGCAAGGACCCGUUGUUGCAGCCACCGCCAAAGCUCCAAGCCCCUUGUUUGUUGUGGAAGGCACACCCCAUGCUGAUGUUGUCCUGGGAGCAGGGGUCGAUGUGCCGCUGCCUGAACUACGAGAAGCUGACCCUGAAGGCGUGCAAGGACCUCUUGUCGCAGCGGUCGCCCAAGCUCCAAACCCCUUGUUGGUCGUCGAUGACGAUGCUGAGGCGGGUCACGGUGGUGCAAGAGGAGAAGGAGGCGCUGAGGUUGGGGCUGGGGCUGGACCUGCGGAGGUUGCAGAGCCGGGUAGGCGAGGUGGAGAGGGCAGCGUGCGAGGAGGCGAGGGGCAAGAGUAUGUGGUAAGAUGGUAGCUAGAUGGAGUGAGCAAGAGUGACUCGGUCCUUUUUGUAAUGGUUACUUGUUUCAUCUGUGCCGUGAUGGUCCGUGCCUGCUCUUGUUCUGUGCAACUGUCUCUGGAUGACUGAUCGAUAGUGCAGUUUUCCCUUUCUUUUGGCCGGCAACAAGUAGCGAGCACAUUGUUGAUUUUGUUGUGGUGUCAACUCAGUCAGCCGUUUGUUUCGGGAGGAUGGAUGUUGACUCAUAAUUUUAGGUGUUGAGCCGAGUUACUAACAAUGACAGGCUAUGGUGAAUGUGCUUCUUUCUUUCUGAA
Molecule: messenger RNA, 2228 nt
Organism: Triticum dicoccoides
Lineage: Eukaryota; Viridiplantae; Streptophyta; Magnoliopsida; Poales; Poaceae
Exons: 6
Coding region: 1-1929 (642 amino acids)
Source: RefSeq, a predicted model, not a curated record